Messenger RNA from Glarea lozoyensis ATCC 20868, 1272 nucleotides. Its product is annotated as alpha/beta-Hydrolase. The transcript has 6 exons. Lineage: Eukaryota; Fungi; Ascomycota; Leotiomycetes; Helotiales; Helotiaceae. Bases 1 to 1272 code for a protein of 423 amino acids. The record is from RefSeq and is a predicted model, not a curated record.
AUGGCGCAAAACGGGACAAAAAUGAAUGGAGCCACCAAUGGCCAUAAAACAACAGAAAAGAAAACAAGUUGGAUCCUAGGAGACAAAUUCGAAGCACGAAUGCCCCACCACGAUGGCAUCAAAGCGUUAUGGGAGACAAAAUGGAAGUUCCCAUGUAGCAAAAGCGUCUACCCAUUCCACGACGGCCAAUUCGAAGAUUUCGAACCCGUCUUCGAACAUCUCAUCAAGAACAACAUAAACGACGGCUACGGCGACGCCUACACCGAAGCCUUCUUCCCCAUCGCCGAAAAGCUCACACGUCAAGCCGACGACCUCGCCGCCUACAAAAACCACACCGCAGCAUCAGAACUGUACCUCCGCGCCGCAUGUCUCUACCGCAUCGCUCGCUUCCCACACAUCACUGCGUUCCCGGAGGUGAGUUCGGCAGUGAAAUGGAAAGCGUGGGAGGCGCAGAAGGAUGUAUAUAUGCGAGCUGGCAAGAACUGGGAGGUGCCGAUGGAAGAGGUGGAUGUGCCGUUUGCAGAUAAGCAAGGAGCGGAUAGGGAUGUGAUACCCGUGUACAUCCGCGUGCCAGAGGCGGCGAGGAAGGGAGGGGAGAAAGCGCCUGUGGUUAUGUUGUUCACGGGACUUGAUGGGUAUCGUCCUGAUAACACGCAACGCAGUGAUGAGUUUCUGAAGAGAGGUUGGGGGAGUGUGAUUGUAGAGGUUCCAGGCACGGCGGAUUGUCCGGCUGAUCCAAGUGAUCCAGAGAGUACGGAUCGGUUGUGGACGAGUCUGCUGGGGUGGAUGGGGAAGAGCGGGUCUUUUGAUAUGAAGAGGGUUAUGGUGUGGGGGUUGAGUACUGGUGGGUAUUAUGCUGCGAGGAUUGCUCACACACAUCGAGAGGCGCUUAGAGGCAGUGUUGCUCAAGGUGCUGGAACGCAUUACUUCUUCAAGAGAGAAUGGUUGGAGAAGGCUGAUGGGCAUGAGUACCCGUUUGCAUUGGGACCGGCCAUUUCGCUUAAACAUGGUUACACGGAUUAUGAGAAGUAUAUGGACGAGGCGGCGAGCAAAUUCUCUCUGCUCGAGACGGGGAUUUUGGAUAAACCUUCGACCAGGCUGCUCUUCAUCAACGGCGUUGACGAUGGUCUCAUGCCAAUUGAAGACUCCAUGCUGCCUUUUGAGUACGGAACCCCCAAAGAAGCAAGAUUCUUCCAAAAGGCCCUGCACAUGGGUUAUCCAGCGGCGAAUGCCUCAGUGUAUCCGUGGAUGGAAAGUGUCAUGGCAGGCUAA